Brassica napus (rape) is the source of this 2957-nucleotide messenger RNA. RefSeq names its product probable peroxidase 61. Gene Ontology annotation, molecular function: peroxidase activity; heme binding. Gene Ontology annotation, cellular component: plasmodesma; plant-type cell wall. Gene Ontology annotation, biological process: hydrogen peroxide catabolic process; response to oxidative stress. NCBI's taxonomy places the organism in Eukaryota, Viridiplantae, Streptophyta, Magnoliopsida, Brassicales, Brassicaceae. The transcript is spliced from 4 exons. The coding region runs from base 1697 to 2722 and encodes 341 amino acids. The record is from RefSeq and is a predicted model, not a curated record.
AGUCUUAUAUUUUGUUAGUCACAUUUUGAAAGUUUUCAUUUUUAAAAAAUGAUAUUAACAUUUUUAUAAAAAUCUUGUUCAGUUGAAAAUUAGAAAAUAUAUUUUUUAAUAUUGUUUAAAUCAUCGUUUACAUCAGCAUAUAAUAUGUAUUUAUAUUACAUAUAUGUAUUAAAGGUCAAAUGUAUUGUAUUCAAAUAUUUUGUAAAACCCUUUCCUACAUCUCAGAUUAGCACCUGACGCAAAUCACGGCUUAGACCAUUCUUAUAUUGACUUUCUAUUAAAUGAGAGGAAAUGGUAUUUGUGAAUUUUAAGUGGUUAAAUAAAUAGAAGUCUCAUGCUUAACGAAGGCAAAAGAUACUCUAGCUUCUUAUAAAAACCACCGGAACUUUCUCUAGUACUAGUAUAUACCACGGUAAAAAUAGGCUUGAAACGGUCAAAUCCUGUUCCAUUUUUAUACUGAUUUCGAUUAGAGAAUACGCCUAGACAUGAUAAAUUUAAUUCUAUUAUGUAUUGUAUACAAUAUUAAAACAACAUAAUAAAGUACUCCAUAAAAGCGAUUAUUAGUGUGGUUAACUAAUAGUAGUCUAAUACGGCAUGCGAAAUAAAAAGACAUCCAACUACAACAUAACUUGUUGGCGAGUAGAAAACAACGUUUAAAUUUUAAAGCAAAGUUUGGAGCAAAAUAUAAGUUAGUAAUUGAGGUUUUAGUAUCUUAAACCAACGUUGAUAUGGAAAAUACAAAAAGAUAAAAAUCGUUUUGGAUUAUAAAGUAACCAUUUACACACAUUCAUAAAAAAUGAAAAAUCAAACUUUUGGCUUAGUUGACGCUUAUGAAAGGACAAGUUUUCAGCAAUGCGCUGGCGGCCGACGCUGAUCGGUCCGUACAGCUGGAUUUUGGUAUCAGCAGUGUUUUCGUAUAAUACCUAUACGGAAGCUUAUUUGUAAAUACACAACAAAAGCAAGCCAAAUGUUUCAUUAUGAAUUAUUCUUCGCCGGCCAGUUUGUCUCUCACAAGACGCUGAUUACAAUUUUCAAAACAUACAGUGAUAAAUAUACAUAAUUCAGUGGUUAUAGGAUCUAAUUAGUGAUAAAUAGACAUAAUUUAGUGGUUAUAGGAUAUAAUUAGUGAUAUAUAGACAUAAUUCAGUGGUUAUGUGAUCUAAUCAGUGAUAAAAUGCUUUUUUGUUGUACUUUUCAUUAAAUGGUAAGAAGUAUAUUUUAUUACAUUUUUUUUAGGUGUGAACUCAACAUUUUUUGUCGACCAAUCACGAAGCAACCUUACAUAAUCUACAAUACAAGCAUUUACUAGCCGAAGAAACAAAGACUAAUCAUAGUAUCGAACGUGAAAGAACAUCGUUUCAUGUGAAUCCACGUUUGUCCUACACACGCUCCCUUGCAAUGUACACCAAAACGAUCAAAGUCAGAACGUAAUAAUAUGUUUAUAUCGACAUAUCCGGUUCACCACGUGGAUCAGUGGAUGCGCCAACCUAGUCAAACCUUAUAUAUAUCCCUCUUCAUCGACUAACUUUCCAUAUCUCUUAAUUCAUUACAUUUAUUUUUCCUCUUUCCAACUAUUUCUAUUGUACACAUAACAAGAAUCUAGUCUUUUUUUUUUCGUCAAACAAGAAUCUAGUCUUAAUCGAGAAAACAAGGGUUUUUGUGGUGGAAGAUUAUUUUUCAUUUUAUAAAAUUUUAAAUGAGGCAGUUUGUAUUAUUUUUCCCGCUAUUAGCCCUCCUAGUCAUAAGCUUAGCCGGUACUGCGACGGUAGAGGCUGCGACGGGAUUGAACCCUCCAGUGAAACUGGUUUGGCAUUAUUACAAAGUUACUAACACUUGUGAUGAUGCAGAAACUUAUAUUAGACACCAAGUUGAAAAGUUUUAUAGGAACGACAGUAGCAUUGCUCCCAAGCUACUUCGUCUCCUCUAUUCCGAUUGUAUGGUUAAUGGAUGCGAUGCUUCGGUUCUUUUACAAGGGCCAAACUCAGAGAGGACGGCUCCACAGAAUCGAGGACUUGGAGGUUUUGUGAUAAUCGAUAAGAUAAAAAAGGUUCUUGAAACACGCUGUCCUGGUGUAGUUUCUUGCGCUGAUAUACUCAACCUUGCCACUAGAGAUGCUGUUCACAUGGCCGGAGCACCGUCUUAUCCUGUGCUUACAGGAAGAAGGGAUGGUGGUGUUUUAAAUGCAGACGCCGUGGAUCUACCGUCACCGUCCAUCUCAGUGGAGGAGUCAUUGGCAUAUUUCAAGUCCAAAGGUCUUGACGUUUUGGACAUGACUACUCUUCUAGGAGCACACUCGAUGGGGAAGACACAUUGCAGCCACAUAGUGAACAGGCUAUACAACUUCAAGAACACAGGAAAACCAGACCCGACCAUGAACACAACAUUGGUGUCAGAACUCCGAACCCGUUGUCCUCCAAGAACAAAAAAGGGCCAAACCGACCCACUCGUUUACCUAAACCCAGACUCAGGAUCGAGCAACAGAUUCAGCAACUCCUACUAUUCUCGUGUCUUGUCUCACAACGCUGUCUUGGGCGUGGACCAACAGUUGAUCUACAACGAUGACUCGAUGGAGAUCACGCAAGAGUUUGAUGCAAGUUUCGAAGAUUUUAGGAAGUCUUUUGCUUUGGCAAUGUCGAGGAUGGGGUCCAUCAAUGUGUUGACUGGUAAAACUGGAGAGAUUCGCCGUGAUUGCAGAGUUACCAACGCUAACUACGGGGCUUAAAAUAUACCUAUAUCGUAUUUUAUGUGUGUAUGUGAUUAUUAUACUAUAAUCUAAAUAUUUUAAUAAAUUCUAUCAUCGAUAAGGAUGGUGAACAAAUGACGGAGAUCCAAUUAUUUAAUUCAUCUCUUGUAAUAAUUAUAUAACUAAAGUUCUAUAAAAGAAAGAACUAUUAUAUUUUUCUUCUUAUAAAAACGGUGUUUAUAGAAAUCGAUCCUUGUUUUUGCCAUGAUUUUAU